AUGGCGUCUGACAAUUUGGAAGAUGUUUUGAUACAGAGUGGGGUGGACUCGGCCCUCACGAGCUCACUCAUGAUGGAGGGGUGGUCCUGUCAAUCGUUUCGCAUGGCAGCAGCUGACAUUCAUGGAUUUGAAGAUGUUCUCCAGGAAUGGUCGUCUUCUACUCCUUUGUCGGCAUUCCAAAAGGCGUGCCUCCGUACGGCAUUUCAGUCUCUCCAACCUCAACAAGGACCUAGUGCAUCGGCUGUGUCAACCCCAACAUUGAGCACUACCACGCCAGCGGGGUCUUGGGCAGAAGCCUUUCCUCCCAAAUUGGAGAAUGCCGUAUUGCAGGCGAUGAAACAAAAAUUCAUGGCCAACUAUCCAUCGGAAUUGAUCCAUGCAGACCUUUUUCCGUCGACCAGAUUAGUGAGCCUGGUUCAUGACCAGCUCUCCAAGAAGGUUUGGAAAUGGGUGCCAUGGAAGUAUCGCAUCUCGCUCACCAGGUCAGAGGAGAUUUCUAGCAAUCGAGCUCAGAAGAUGCCAAAAAUUGACCACUUGGGGUUACACUCCUUAUUAUUUGAUGAUCCUCCCUCAAUCGACGUGUCCAACAACGCCAUGGGGGUGAACUCGAUUCGCAAUAUGCUCGAAGUUCAUGAUCGGGCCAUUGCCUUGUGCCAAGGCGCUCACCUUGCCAAUCUCAAGGCCUAUACCCACAAAUUCAUCGGGUUUUUGACCGCCAAGUAUGAUGGAGAUUUACGUAACACCAGUGUAUUGGAGGCUCAACAUGCGGACCAAAAAAUUUGGACAGUCAUUGCCGAGCUCAUGGAACGAGGAUGGAACAUGGAUGACUGCUUGCAUGAAAUGACGAAUUUACGUCAUGACCUACCAAGUCUCCUUCAACCACGACCUCGCGUGUUCAAGCCACUCCCAUCACCAUCUUCUCAGACAGCUUCCCCUCGGGGUGAUGGACCGAAAGGCAAAGGCCAAGGGAAGUCAAAGGGCAAGCAGAAUUCCGGGAAAUCCAAGGGCAAGGUCCAAUGGCUCACGGAGAUUCAACGGGAUGGUGGCUUCAAGCAACUCUGCAUGCGAUAUCAGGUGGGCAAGUGUCAGACUCCCAACUGUUUCACCAUGCAUGAUCCAUUCAAUGAGGUUGACUCCGUAGAGACUCUCCCAGUGCAUGACGUGGACCCAGUUCAAGACUUCGCUCCACCUAGUGAUAGUUUUACCCGGGGCCGUUUGUCCCAACCCGAGCAGGCGAAUGCGGUUGGUUAUGGAGCGGCCAGCCCUUCCUGCUGUGAAUACAGCAGACUCAAACUUCGAGAUGAUGACGGUCCCAAGGCUCUACGAUCACCAGAGCACUUGUCUGGUCUGCCCAAUCUCACACCCUGGGAACUGCAACGUGUCCAAGAGAGCUUUAUGAUGCUCUCUCGCUGCGUUGAGGUCCUCACCCUGGUUUUUCAAGCAGGUCUCCGAGACGAUUCUGGUGCUUUUGCCAGUAGGGCGACGGCACAAUACCCACUGAAACUGGCACAAUUGUUUGCCAAUCUUGUGGCCCCAUUACUGGACACAUCAGGGUUGGACCUCCAAUGGUCAGAUUUGGAUGCCCUCAUGCCCACCAAGCAACUGUCGGAGUAUCCAUUUUCGCAAAUCGAUGGGGGUGGAGCUUUUUCCCACCCGGACUGGAGUCAGGAUAAUCGUCAAGAACACGACUGGUUCAAGACUCUGCGUACUUCGUGGAUGAACAGGAUCAUCUCUGAGCGGUUGGAUAAGAUCCUACUGGCGCAUGUGGCUUCGGGCAACCCGUCACCGCCUUUUUCGGUGGAAAUCCUGACCCCAUUCAAGGCUGAUCUGGAGCAAUUCUUGGAGGCACAUGGACAUACACCAGAUUGGUCAGUUCGACAACAUCAACCAAUACAUCUUCAUAUUUUACAUUCUUUCCAAAAGAUUAUGCAUGACGUCGAUUUUACAUUAUUGCCCAGUCUAUUAGAAGGUGUUCGAACUGGUUUUUCCACAGCGAUUCCUCCGUCGGGUAUUUUUCCACCCAAAGAACGUACGGACAUAGAACCCGAUCCAUUGUCAGCUCACCUUUCCAACUGGCAGAGCGCUGAAGAAGAUCUACCACUCACCCGAGAACUGGUUCAGGAAGAAAUUGACAAGGGUUGGGUGUUUCCGUAUAAAGGUUCUUUGGAAGAAGCACAACAAGAAUAUCCGGCCGGAGUUGCUAUUGGAAAAUUGGGCGUGGCUCGCUCGGAUAGUCGAGCCCCCCGAUUAGUUGUAGACUCCAGCGUAUGCGGCCUCAACGGUCGGUGUAUCAUACCUGAGAGGUCCACCCUCCCGACUGCCAAGGAGGUGUUACGUAGCUACCCUCUACGUCAGUGUCAGAGGAAUCUAAUGGGCUUUUCUUUAGACGUUAAGGCUGCUCAUAAAAGAAUAGUUCUUCAUCCGGACGAAUGCGGAUUGGUGGGCUUUUCGCUAGAGGGACAGCUUUUCUUCUAUAGAGUUACCCCAUUUGGUGCAAUUUUCUCUGCCUUUUGGUGGGCGAGAUUGGGUGGCCUCCUUCUCCGGAUCUUUCACCAUUUGAUCUGGUUGAGUCACGCUGGAUUUCUAUAUGUGGAUGACUUCUUAUUCUUUAUGGAAGCCAACAUGAUGCCGCUGUCAGCCACAUUGUUGUGUAUUUUCUGCCAGCUUUUGGAAAUUCCUAUCAGCUGGAAGAAGACGGCCAUGCACUCUUCCAUUGACUAUAUUGGCUGGAAAUUCAAUUUCAAUGCAGGUAUCGUGACAAUCCCCAUUGAAAAGAUCCUCAAACUCCGAGGAUACAUCGAACAUCUUAUUUCCCAGCCACGAACUACUCGUAAGUCUUUGGAGAAACUUAUUGGCCUGGCAAUGUGGAUUACUCAAUUAUUUCCACUUAUGCGGAUCUGGAUCCACUAUUGGUACCACGAUCUCUACACCAUCCCGGCGACACAUUUCAGUAUUGAUGCUGGUACAUGGCCUCGCAUUCAUCAAUAUUUAACACCUACUUUGACUUUUCAUACAGCACCUUUGGGCUCCGCUAUACCUAUUUCAGGUAAGCUCAUUGCUGUUCGACAUCAAGCGGUAUCCUCAUUGGCGGAUCUGACAUCGUUACAUAUCAAAACAGAUAACAGGAUUUGGCUACGGAUUAUCAAUCCGAAUUCCUCCAAACGCAAGCUUCGUCCUGAUUCUCUUCGUAUUUUGAAGUUAUUUGAACAUUGGCUGAUGGGUGUUUCUCCAUCUCGACCAAUGAGAGCGAAGCCAUAUUGGAAUGGCGUUGCGGCAGCCGAUGCAUGUGCAUCGGGUUCCUAUUGUCAAAUUGGAGGUUUCAUCCGUCAUCCUUCAGGAGUCCAAUUUUGGUUUUCUGAGAAAUUUUCCCAUGCUGAUUUUGACAUUUUGUCAAUUCAUUUGGACCCAAAUAUGCAACGAAGCAUUGCUUCUUUUGAAACUUUAGCCCAAAUUGCUUUAGUUUGGCUGGUGGCCACAUCUUUUCCCGGUUUUCGUAUUCCUAUUUGUGUGAAAUCCCUGAGCGACAAUACGGGAGCAAAGAGCGUGAGCAACAAAUUAUUCACUACGACUCAUCCUCUAUGUCUCUUUGUCGAGAUCCUCACGUGCCUGGCUUCGACAACGGGUAUUGAAUUGGAUGUGAGCCAUAUUCCUGGCGCGGACAGUGUCACAGCGGAUGAUCUGAGCAGAUGGGAUUUUUCCACUCCCAUCCCACAUGAUUUUCAACCAAGUGAAAGGAUUCAUCUUUCACUCAAUCAACUAUUUCGUUGUUCACCUCACCCAACAUUGCAUCCUCCUGAGUCAAAACUCCUUUGGAAACUCCCACAUCCUCUUGCGAUGUGA
Molecule: messenger RNA, 3840 nt
Organism: Cladocopium goreaui
Lineage: Eukaryota; Dinophyceae; Suessiales; Symbiodiniaceae
Source: the annotation of a GenBank genome assembly